Messenger RNA from Phyllotreta striolata, 2382 nucleotides. The record is from the annotation of a GenBank genome assembly. Lineage: Eukaryota; Metazoa; Arthropoda; Insecta; Coleoptera; Chrysomelidae.
UUUAUUUGUUAUAUUUUUACUACUUCGUAAAAUUGUUGAAUUUGUAUAAUAUUAGCUAAUUAUUUAAUAUGAACGUACAACUGAAGUUAUUAGACCAUUUCAAAUUAUCAGAUAGUGUAUCACUGAAUUUCGCCUGCGGUUAUUCCGAAGACAAUCGUUUCUUCAUAAUCAACGAUAUCGGUGUUUACGUUUUAGGUUUUACGGGUUCCGUAACGGACGAAUCGCCCGGUUUUUUAUGUACCAAACAUUUCUUCCAACCCUCGCCUUUCACGCCUUGCAGUCACGUAGAAAUCGAUUUAAAUAGCUUCCACAACGAAUUAUCGAAGGAAGAUGUGUACGAGAUGGCGAUGAAAACCGAGUAUUCCGCUACGCUUAAAUACACUAAGGCUAUUGAACCAGCUGCCACUUACGCUGAAUGGUCUCCGAAAGGGUUAUUGAACAAGCACGAAUGCCUUAUAGCAGUCUUGACAAACAUGUUCAGUUUGGAAAUAUACGCGAGGAUUUUAAACGAAAGAGAAGAAAUUCAGUAUAUAUUUGUAUCGAACAUAACUGAGGCUAUUAUCCAUGCACAGAAACAUAACUGGAAAGAUGCCAAUCGAUUUGGGAUAGUAACAAAGUCGGAAGAAUAUAAGAGAAGAAUCGAUUCCGUUACACCGACAGCUUUCACUUGGAGUCAUUUGUUUCGGAUUAAUAACGAAAACUCAGCUGUAAUAUUCUGCGGACACAUUAAUGGUGAUAUAACAGUUUGGAGAAUUCACAACGAGGAUUUUAAAGUCGGUUUAAUAUUAAUACCUACAUUUUUGGGUCGAUAUAGGACACGUUUAAAAAGAAUUUCUACUAUGUUCUGGCAACAUAAUAGUCAUUAUGGUGGUGCUCUGUUUAUCUCCGAUUUGGAUGGUAAACUAAAUGCAAUUCACGUAUCAAAUUUGAAUGAUACAUUAGCAUGUUUUAAUGCAGAAGAAUCGUUUUUGACUCGAUGUGACAAAAUGAAAAUUGAUAAAAUAAGUGUUAUGAGACACAAGAACUACACGUUUGUACUUGUUGUCAAACAACGGAUGCUCUCUAUUUACGGUUUCGAUGCAGAUGGAGAAUUGUUUGAUUGCCGUUCGGAAUAUAUCGAAGAUUAUUACAUCACAGGUUUGUAUCAUGUUGACGACAAAAUUUUUGUACUAUCCUUACCUGGAAUAUUCGCCGAGCUUCGCUUAGAAGUUAACCAGAAAAAGAUUACGGUGAAAAAAUCAUUAAUCUCUCUAAAAAACGAUAUGAUGAAGUAUCGUACUCAUGGGUUUUUCUUUUCGAAAAAUAUGGUUUUGUGCACGAUUAUAGCAUACCCUUGGGACUUGCAGUCUUUCACCAAAUCAUCUCGAAAUCACGUUAGCAUUUUCGUUUAUCACGACGUGUUGAAGAAACCCAUCGACAUACUUUGGCACAACGAAGAGGAUAGCAUUAUGGAUUAUUGGGAUUGCUUCGAAGCACUUAGAAUGCUUUGCAUCAAAGAAAAACGAUUUCCUUGGUUGGGACUCCCGUCCCAUUUAAACUACGACACGCUCUCCUUAACGCAAUUAAAAACGUUAAGAUUAAUCGCCAAGCUCUCCGAAAUGGUCUUCAACUUAAUACCCUACAUAAAAAGCUACACGAUGAAACCCUACAUUCUGGUCCACUAUCUAUUAGAAAUACAAUUGAUAGUCAAGAGAAUGUCGCGUUUGUUGCACCGAAGCAAAACGAAGCGGCUCACCGACUUCCAAAUGAGAAGCAUCUCCAUCCAAAAUUUCCAUCUAAAAGAAUUAAUCGCCGGCGAUGUCCUGGCGAAGGCCAAUGUCGGCAAGACCUUCGUAGAAGAUAUCGCGUCGGCGAUGAGAAUCGCCAACGAAUUGGAAUAUCCGGAGCCGCUCGUGUGCGCUUGGUGCGGAGAUAAAGUUUUCGCGGCGACUUGUUUACCGCCGCAUUCGGACAGCCGAUGUUGUUUCACGAUGAUGCCGGUGUUCAUAAUACCCGAGUACAAAUGUCCCUAUUGUAAAUCAACGGCCCACAAGAACGUCGAAGAGGAACUGUCGGAGGUGGUUUGCCCUUAUUGCGAUGUAUUUAUGGAUAAGUUGCACGUGAAUGAUGACGGGAUUAAACGGAAUUGCGAGCGAUUUCAACGUACUUUAUCGGAAUUGAAGCUUUCCGAUUGUUUUGAAGACUGUUUACAAGAGACUACAUCGUUAGAGGAAAUUGAAGAUAAUACGACGGAUUAUGUGAUCUUUAGCGAUGAUGAAGAAGAAAUCGAUACGAUUCGAAAGCUUUACGAACGCUUUUCAUCGAUACAAGUGAACGAAUUACGACAGAACGAUUCCGAUUAAUAUGGGGUAGGUCGAAUUAAUUUAAUUUUAGAUAGAAUCG